Messenger RNA from Mangifera indica (mango), 1712 nucleotides. RefSeq names its product cyclin-D4-2-like. Gene Ontology annotation, biological process: mitotic cell cycle phase transition; regulation of cyclin-dependent protein serine/threonine kinase activity. Gene Ontology annotation, cellular component: cyclin-dependent protein kinase holoenzyme complex; nucleus; cytoplasm. The transcript has 6 exons. The record is from RefSeq and is a predicted model, not a curated record. NCBI's taxonomy places the organism in Eukaryota, Viridiplantae, Streptophyta, Magnoliopsida, Sapindales, Anacardiaceae. Bases 336 to 1376 code for a protein of 346 amino acids. Gene Ontology annotation, molecular function: cyclin-dependent protein serine/threonine kinase regulator activity.
GUCUAGUACGAAUACUGCCAGUGUUCCAAACUGUCUUCCUCUCUCUGCCUUUACCCUAAAGAGGCACUCAUUUGCUUCAUAAACCCUUUCAGUGGCUGUCCUUUCAGCCUCAAGGCCUCAACUUUAAGAGAGGGGUACUAUAGUUUUUUUGUUCUUAUAUAUUACCCUUGUAAACCAUUCUUUGUUCUCCAAUUCUUUGGUCAAGAGCCUCUGUUUUAUCAUCUAAAUAGUUCCAAUAUACAUAGAAAUCAAAAGCUCGUUAUUGUCACCACUUCAUUAGAUGAAACUAGUUGUUUUUGGGAGUUAAUAACAGAGUUUUUUCCCCUUGUUCUGUAAUGGCACCAAGUUUUGACUCUGCAGUUUCAAGCCUUCUGUGUACAGAGGAUAACAACAGCAUUUUCGGUGAUGUCAGUACCGAUUACCAUGGGGUUGUUGUGGAGGAGUUUGAGCCCACAUGGCAUCAUGGGAAUCAUCAAACCCAUAUUGAUGAUUACGGAGAAAUAUUACCAUCGCAGAGUGAUGAGUGUUUGGCUUUGAUGCUUGAAAAGGAAUGCCAGCAUUUGCCAAAUAGUGAUUAUUGGAAGAGACUGCAAACGGGGGAUUUGGACUUGGUGGCUAGAAAAGAGGCCGUCGAUUGGAUUUUUAAGGUUAAUGCCCAUUUCGGUUUCGGACCUCUCUCUGCUUUUUUAUCCAUAAACUACUUGGACAGAUUUCUGUCUGCCUAUGAAUUGCCUAACGGUAAAGCUUGGAUGAUGCAAUUGUUGGCGGUGGCAUGUUUGUCGCUUGCGGCCAAAAUGGAGGAGACUCAAGUUCCAUCAUGUGUAGAUCUACAGGUGGGUGAAUCAAAGUUCUUAUUUGAAGCUAGAACUAUCAAAAGAAUGGAGCUUUUGGUGCUAAGCACCUUGAGGUGGAGAAUGCAAGCAAUUACCCCAUUUUCCUACAUAGACUACUUCAUGCGCAAGAUCAAUGGCGGUGAUCAAAUCCCACUAAGAACUUUAUUAUUGAGAUCAAUCCAACUCAUACUAAGCACUAUAAAAGGGAUUGACUUCUUGGAAUUCAAGCCUUCUGAGAUUGCAGCAGCCGUGGCAAUUUCUGCUGCAGGAGAAACCACAACAGUUGAUACAGAGAAAGCAAUUUCUGUUCUCUCUCAAUAUGUGAAAAAGGAGAGAAUGGUUGGGUGUGUAAAAAUGGUACAAGAUUUGUCACAGAUUAGUGCCAAUGCUUCUGUGCCUCAAAGUCCAAUUGGGGUGCUGGAUGCAGCUUGCUUGAGCUAUAAAAGUGACAACACAACGGUUGGGUCAUGCCCAAGUUCAUCGAAUAAUACACCGGAUCCGAAAAGGAGGAAGCUAAACAGACCUUAUGAAGUGGUGCUAUAAAUAAAAGGGAAGAUGGGUUGUAUUUACACCAUCAAUAUGUUUCGGUUUUUAUAUAGGACUUUUGUUUUGCUUGUGAAUUGUGAGGGCGGCUCCCAGAAGAAGUCAAAAAACGAAAAUGAAUUCAGAAUAGCUGAUGCAAAAGGAAAGAACUGAGAAAUUUCGAGGAGAAAGAAAAAAGAAAGGGUAAAAAAGGUUGAUUCAUAGAUGAUGGUGAUGGGAGGCGAAAAUUUAAAAAAAAAAAAACACAAAAAAAUACUUGUACUUUCUUGUGAGAUACAGUUGGUUUGAUUGAUUUCGUUAAUUAGUCUAUGAAAUCUAAUAGAAAAUGAAAUUCCA